This is a messenger RNA of Rotaria sp. Silwood2, 216 nucleotides long. Lineage: Eukaryota; Metazoa; Rotifera; Eurotatoria; Philodinida; Philodinidae. The record is from the annotation of a GenBank genome assembly.
AUGAACACAGCAGGUAAACUUCGUAAUCCUGCUUUGUUGGGUGUCUACUCAUGUAUUCGUCCGUUUAUUGGUGAUGAACUUGAACGUGAUGAAAGUCAAGGAUUGUUUGAUAUUCUUGGUGAAAAAUGUAUUGCUGUCAUACUUUAUCCGACAAUUAAUAAUAUUAUUUGUAUUUCACAAAGCCAUACGAUAAAUAUGGGGUACUGUUCAAUAUGA